GUCACCCAAUCAAAUGGCAUGUAACGGUAACUUAUUAACGGGCUGUUCUCGUGUGCCUGCUGAGGCCAAGCUGACACUUGAUUUCUACAGAUUCUUAUAUUGCGUAGAUGGUAGCCAACUGUGCAUGUGUUUUCGCGUGUCUUCCUGUAGUUUGCCAUGUCGACAUCAGGGACAUUAAGUUAUUAUGUAGAUUCUCUCAUUCUGCCUGAGACCGAGAAUCUUUUAGCACCAAAAUACUCCUCUGAUACGGGGCUUCAACAAGAAAGGCAGCCAGCGCUCACUGAGCAGGGCGACCCAGAACCUUGUCCAUUCCAGUCAAAAUCGACCAUCUUCGGCGCAUCCUGGAAUUCCGUGCCAUCAAUGCCUCCGAGCAGCCUGUCCACUGUGUACCACUCCUACGCGCAGUCUCCGGGUGCAGCAGGAGACGCCGACGGAAUGUAUAUGCGAUCUUGGUUAUUGGAACCCAUUUCUGGAUCCUUGCCUUUAACAGGAUUAUCUACAAAUAGGCAUUAUGGUAUUAAACCCGAGCCAUUGACCAGCAGAGGCGAAUGCACAACGUUCGAUACGCUGCUUCUCUCUGACUUUAAAAACGGAUCGUCGCCUGCAAGUAUGGAUAGAAUCUCCAGCGAUGCCAGUUUCCCCGACGCCAAGGAAGAUACCGCUUCCGCCACGGAAAAAACAAACGCAGAUCCAAAUAACCCUUCGUCCAACUGGCUUCACGCGAGAUCCACGAGAAAAAAGCGCUGUCCGUAUUCUAAGCACCAGACUCUCGAACUGGAGAAAGAGUUUCUGUUUAAUAUGUACCUCACCCGAGACCGUAGAUAUGAAGUGGCAAGACUUCUAAAUCUCACUGAAAGACAAGUUAAAAUUUGGUUUCAGAACCGCAGGAUGAAGAUGAAGAAAGGCAAUAAAGAUCGACCAAAAGAUGAUUGAUAUGAUCAAAUUCCGGAGACAGAACAUAAUCUAUAAAAUGAACUGGAUUAUUCGAAACCUCAUCCAAACAUAAAAGUAGAUUUUAGCAGUAACUGAUUUCAUAUUAUAUUAGCAAUCUGUAAAAAAAAAUGUCGAUUAUAGCUACAGUUUCCUCGCCCAAACUUGAAUUGCACAGAUACAUUUGCACCCUAUUAUCAAUUAAUGUGCGUUUCUUCCUGUUGUGUAGUGAAUGUGUAUACUCGUUAUAAACUAUGUACUCGUCUGAUACUAAUUUUAUUGUAGUUUGUGACAGAACGUUUUUUAUAAUGUGUUUUGUUUCAUUUGUAGUUUGUCAAUAUCUCAGUUUGGAAAAAGCACUGGUUUGGAUGUAAUCAAACAAUUUCAAAUUCAUAUGUGUAAGAAAAGGGCAUUGUUUUUAGUGGCCUGUAAUGUGAUGCUAACUUUAAUUUGGGUGCAUGCGCUUGUGCAUUAAUAUAUAAAAUAUAAAAUGGUGAACGUUAGAUGUAAUUACAUUACACUGUAUUUUGUGUUGACUACCUAUAUUUCUCAACUACCUACAUAUAUGAAGAAUGUAAAAAAAAUAACUCGAACAGUUCAUGUGGUAUCUCGACAUAGGGAUUGUGUAUUUUGUAAACUGCAAGGGGAACAUGUUUAACGAGCAUACAUAUAUAUAAUGUGUGAGGACCAUACACUGGAUGAAUACCUCAUUGGCCUAUUGACCAGCUGUGUUAAUUCUUAAA
Molecule: messenger RNA, 1673 nt
Organism: Anguilla anguilla (European eel)
Lineage: Eukaryota; Metazoa; Chordata; Actinopteri; Anguilliformes; Anguillidae
Gene: hoxa9b
Product: homeobox A9b
Exons: 2
Coding region: 157-933 (258 amino acids)
Biological process (GO): DNA-templated transcription; regulation of transcription by RNA polymerase II; proximal/distal pattern formation
Cellular component (GO): nucleus
Molecular function (GO): DNA-binding transcription factor activity, RNA polymerase II-specific; RNA polymerase II cis-regulatory region sequence-specific DNA binding
Source: RefSeq, a predicted model, not a curated record